Messenger RNA from Phaedon cochleariae (mustard beetle), 390 nucleotides. The record is from the annotation of a GenBank genome assembly. NCBI's taxonomy places the organism in Eukaryota, Metazoa, Arthropoda, Insecta, Coleoptera, Chrysomelidae.
AUGUAUUUGGUCAAGAAAGAUACUGCCUUCUAUGCGAGCUUGAAAACUCUAAGAUUCUUCUUUGUUUAUCCAGAAUUGAAGGAGAACUCGACGUUCAACGUGGCGCCUUACAUGAGUUUCAUUCUAAGCUCGCUGGUUUUUGUUAUUUUUAUAUUUGGGUCUUCUAUCCAUGUUGUGAUGUCCAUCAGAGCCAACAUUGGGGGUGACAUCAGUGAAGAUCUCUCAGUGAUACUAGGCGGGCUUGGCAUGAUGACUAACGUAGGCAUGUUCCAGCACUACCAAGGCAGAUGGUCCAAGUUUUUCACUGACGUUACGAAUUUCGAGGCAUUCGGCAAGCCCACAGACUUCGACAGAACCCGCGAGCGAGGAAACCUUUUCGCAACAGGAUAG